AGUUUUAUGUGAAGGCAGCAUAGCUCCGCUUCCUCUGUACAGCUUCUUGCUAACUGCAGCCAUUUUGAUUUGAACCGCAUCUCCGGAGAGAAGCAGACUGGAAAAGGUGUUACUGCGGAGAGGAGAGAUGUGGGACCAGGGAGGACAGCCGUGGCCGCAGUGGCCUCUGAGCAGCCAGCAGCAAUGGAUGCAGUCCUUCCAGCACCAGCAUGACCCAGGUCAAGUGGACUGGGCUGCUCUGGCGCAGGCCUGGAUAGCCCAAAAGGAGUCGACAGGAACACAACCACACAACAUUCAGCCUAAUGGUCAAGACCUCCCCGGCCAUGAUUCUGGUCCACCUGCUCCGCCGGCUAACCAUGGAGCCUUUCAGGGUGAACCGGGAUUUGGACGGAUGUGGCAACCAGAGUGGGGGAUACAUGGUCAGGGCCCUCCCCCUCCACCGCCCCCUCCACCCGAGCAGCCCUGGAUCCCUCCAGGGUCCGGCCCGAUGGACGUGGUGGCCCCGAGCGAGGACAGCAACAGCCAGGACAGCGUGGAGUUCAACACUGAAGCCCACCGUGGGGGUUACCCCCAGAACAGCCAUGGGUAUGGGGCACAGCCCGACAGCUACGCCAUGGCCCCCAUGGCCAUGAACCAGUUUGAUUAUCAGCACGGUGCAGCUCCGUCCUUCCCCCCGACUCCCACGGGGUUUCACUCCCCGUACUGGCAGGGCCCCCCUCAGAGCAGGCGGGACGCCCGACCGCCUGGCUUCAGGGACCGGCCCCGAUCCCCCAUCCAGCUCCCCGUCAAGCCUCCAGAGGCCCCAGCUCCUCUGGCUCCUCUAGCACCUCUAGAUGCUGUAAAGCGCCGCACGCUGCCAGCAUGGAUCCGAGAGGGUCUGGAGAAGAUGGACAGGGAGAAGCAGAAGAAGCUGGAGCGAGAGCGGAUGGAGAAGGAGCGCGCCGAAAUGAAAAAGGACGACGGGAAAGAACACGAAGUCAGCAUGGAAGGGGAUGGGCCCCGUUUGCCCCGCAAGAGCAAAUUUGACAGCGACGACGAGGGCAAUGACGAGCACGAGACCGAAGAGAAGAUAAUCGUGAAGCGAGAAUUUGCCGCCCGCAGCCCGUCUCCGCCGGCAGAGGACAGCGAACCAGAACUAACCGACGAGUUGAAGGAGGAGCUGCUGAUGGGCAUCACUAAAACUCUCCUGACUGAGAUCCUCCUCACAGUCACCAACGAGGAGAUCAUGCACGUUGCCAGGGAUACUCACAGAAAAGCCACUCGAGCUCCUGCAAAACAGCUGGCACAGUCAAGUGCACUGGCUUCUCUGACCGGUCUCAGCGGGAUUGGUGACUACGGCUCCGAUGAAAGCGAGGACGACGCUCGCAGCGCUCGAGGGUCUGACUCUUCGGAGACAGACGAGGAAGAACUGCACCACCGCAUCCGAGCGAAGCAGGACGCCUUCCGCCGUAAAGAGCAGGAAUUGCAGGAAAAACUGGCACAAGAAGCUCUGAUUGCACGUGAAGAGAUGGCGAAGGAGAGAUUGAGCAGAGAAAAGGGGGAAUAUAAUGAGGGUCAGUUAGAAAAUGCACACAAACAGGAAGUAAAUGAGAAGGAGCUAGAGUCUGUGGUAGACAGGCGUGGGUCCCGUAGUGAUGAGGCCAAGCACUCGGGCCGAGGGAAGGAACAAUCGAGGCGAGGUGGCAGUGACUCCCCGGCCAACGGUCACAGCAGCAGCUCCCGCUCCACCUCCAGCCGCAGCAGCUCCCGCUCCUCCUCCACGUCCUCGUCUUCCUCUGCGUCUUCACGUAGCUCCUCUCGGUCUUUGUCCCCACAAAGGAAGAGGCGGCGUAGUCGCUCUUCAUCCCGCAAAGCCCGGCGGCGCAGCCGCAGCCACAGCUCCCACAGGCACCGCAGCGAGAAGGUCAGGGACAGGAGGAGGAGCAGCGCAGAGCGCUCAGGUCGCCACAAGAGGGAGCGCAGCGCUUCCAGAGAGCACAGGAGCCGCAGGAGUAGGUCCCGGUCCAGGGAACGAGACAGGGACAGAGGCAGGGGUAGGGGCAGAGACAGCCGCAGUCGCAGCAGAGACAGAGCUAGAGACAAGGACAGGAAGAGGAGCCGGGAGCGCAGGGACAGCAGUCACAGUCGGAGCAGCAAACACAAACAAAAGGCCUCCAGCAGGGACAGGGAGAGGAGGAGAGACAGAAGUCGAAGCCAUGAAAAAGAUAAGAAAAAGAAAGAUAAAGACAGAGAAAAAGAUUCAGACAAAAAGAAAGAGAAACCUAGAUCUAAAGACAAGGAGAAGGAAAAAGGAAUCUCCGUUACAGAGGAGAACGACAAGACAAAGAAAAGGAAAGAGAGCGACUCGUUUACGGACUCCCAGAAUGACAAGCGCUCUCGGCAAGAUAGCAAAUCAUCUAAGAAGGGCUCCAGCAAAGCUAGCAAGAAGCGCUCAGACUCCGACUCAAGUAGAUCCCCCACCCCUGAAGUUAGCAAGGAAAAGAAAUCUAAGAAAUCCAAACGUAGCCGGUCAAGGUCGGUGGAAAAAUCUCACAAGUCUGGUAAGAAGGCAAGCCGCAAACACAAGUCUAAGUCACGAUCAAGGUAGUAUUCGUUUUUUAUUCCCUCUACUUACUCUGUUUGUUGUGUCUCACUUGAAUUUGUAUUUUCAGAGAAAUGUUGACUGUCGUUGCUGCAAAGUGCUCAACUGUGUAAAAUCAAGUGUUAUGCAAUACAGGGCUUAUGACGGUUUUCUAUGCCAUAUGUUCAGUACACCUUGGGUCAUUUUUGCCUUUGAGGAUCUUCGUAGUACAAUGUAAAACUGUUUGUUGCUUUGCACUGUCUUCAUGGUAGUUUCCUAUGUAGAGACCUAUAGGACAUUAGUCUCUUUGCUAUGAUGGCUGGGAAGCAGAAUUUGUCUUUGCAUGUUGUAGCGUAUGCUUUGAGCGCUAAAUAUAUCAUUAAUGUCGCUCCAUUCGCUUCUCUUCCAGGUCCGCAUCCCCAUCCCAUCGAAGCAAACGCUGAGGAGCACAGUCGACAUCUGGAUCUGUGCUUUCACCCGCUUAAAAUUCCAUGAGUUGAGCAGGCUUGUCUCAUUAUAGAGGCAGUUGUGUAGGUGAACACCCCCCUCAUACAUUUAUUUUAUUGUAAAUAUGCUGUAAUUUUUAAAGUGUGACUGACGAACAAUACAUUUUGAAUGCUAGAUUUCAUUAUGCAGAGUUUAAUCACACUAAAAUCUGAAGUUGUACCGUUUUAAAACAUAAUAUGAACAUUUCCUUCCCUUCUCACGUUGUUGUACGAUGUCCAAUAAAGCCGUUUUCUUCCUUG
Molecule: messenger RNA, 3306 nt
Organism: Poecilia latipinna (sailfin molly)
Lineage: Eukaryota; Metazoa; Chordata; Actinopteri; Cyprinodontiformes; Poeciliidae
Gene: pnisr
Product: PNN-interacting serine/arginine-rich protein
Exons: 11
Coding region: 128-2587 (819 amino acids)
Source: RefSeq, a predicted model, not a curated record